AUGGGCCCCUUUACCGCCUCCUCAUGCUGCUGCCAGGCCCGUAAUCUGCCAUGGGCCCCCGUACCGCCUCCUCAUGCUGCUGCCAGGCCCGUAAUCUGCCAUGGGCCCCCGUACCGCCUCCUCAUGCUGCUGCCAGGUCCAGAGUGUCUCAUGGGUCCCUGUACGGCCUCCCAUUGCUGCUGUCUCCAUCGCCACACUCUGCCAUGUGCCACUUUCAGGUCUCCUCACACUGCUGGUGUGUUCCAUUUUGUCAUAGGGUGCUGUAUGGCCUCCCAUUGCUGCUGCCUCCACCGCCACACUGUGGCUCCACACUCUGGUUUUGGCCCCGUGACUGCCCAAAUGAGUGAAGUGUGCGGUGAUUCUAAGAUCGACGGCACUCAUCUGCAUGUCAUACUGACUGACAGUAUUAUUUCUCUUCCCCAGCAGACUCCAAGGGCAUUUAAAUUAAAGGUACAGUGUUCUGCACUAAUAUAA
Staurois parvus is the source of this 474-nucleotide messenger RNA. Lineage: Eukaryota; Metazoa; Chordata; Amphibia; Anura; Ranidae. The record is from the annotation of a GenBank genome assembly.